AGGAAGGCCGGUUAAUCGAGCUGAGUGGCAGACCCACCAGGGACCAUGCUCACUCCAAGACCUUAACUUUUAAGAGCCCUUUGUUCCAAACGUUAAUGUGGACGAUGCUCUUGCAGGAUGCCUUUCCUUUUGGGGCUUAGACAGGAUAAGGAAGCCUGUGUGGGUACCAACAACCAGAGCUACAUCUGUGACACAGGACACUGCUGUGGACAGUCUCAGUGCUGCAACUACUACUAUGAACUCUGGUGUAAGUCCUUGCCCAGGGGGUUCUUGGCGUCCCAGGGUCCCGGUUACUGCCUCUGCUCCUUGGGAAACCACGGGCUGGCCAGCCUUUUCUGAUUCUCUUGGGGACAGUGUUGGGUUCUGGCUGGUGUGGACCAUCAUCAUCAUCCUGAGCUGCUGCUGCGUCUGCCACCACCGCCGAGCCAAGCACCGCCUGCAGGCCCAGCAACGACAACAUGAGAUCAACCUGAUCGCCUACCGGGAAGCCCACAAUUACUCAGCGCUGCCAUUCUACUUCAGGUUUUUGCCAAACUAUUUACUACCUCCUUAUGAGGAAGUGGUGAACCGACCUCCAACUCCUCCCCCACCGUACAGUGCCUUCCAGCUACAGCAGCAGCAGCAGCUGCCACCUCCGUGUGGCCCCGCAGGUGGCAGCCCUCCAGGCGCUGAUCCUCCCCGGGGCUCCCAGGGGGCACAGAGCAGUCCCUUGUCUGGGCCCAGUCGAAGCAGCACAAGACCCCCAAGCGUCGCUGACCCUCAGCCCUCUGACGUGCCAGCUGACCGAGCAGCCAGCAAAGCCUCUGCAGUGGAGCCCAGUGGCGUGGUGGCCGGCCUGGGGGAGCUGGACAAGGAUUCCGAGUGUCAGGAGGAGCUGCUGAAAGACUACGGCUCGGAGCAAGGCGGCGCACUCCCCGACAGCAAAGACAAGACGCCCGGUCGACAUCGGCGCUUCACCGGUGACUCGGGCAUCGAAGUGUGUGUGUGUAACCGGGGCCACCGUGACGAUGACCUCAAAGAGUUCAACACGCUCAUCGAUGAUGCUCUGGAUGGGCCCCUGGACUUCUGUGACAGUUGCCACGUGCGGCCUCCUGUUGACGAAGAGGAAGGGCUCUGCCAGCCCUCUGAGGAGCAGGCUCGAGAGCCUGGGCACCCCCACCUGCCACGGCCGCCUGCAUGCUUGCUGCUGAACACCAUCAAUGAACAGGACUCGGCAAACUCCCAGAGCAGCAGCUCUCCCAGCUAGAGCGUGCCCUGCCUGCACCCAGGAGCUUGGCAGACAACCAGGGCCGGGGAGGCCCGUGGGAGAUGCAUUAAGUGACUUUCAGAAGCAGCACAGCCACUGUGUUCUUUAGUUUUUGUUUCGUUUCCUCUUUCUUCUCCUGUCUUGCAUUUCUCACAUCUCCAGGUACAAGUCGGGGGUGUGGAUGACUCCCCCACAGAAGCACAGUGUCGUGGAAGACUUGAGAAGCUGGUUCUGUGACUCAUUCCUCAUCCCUCACCCUCUUCUUCCUCCUUUCCAGGUCACAUCUCACCUGCCUGCUUGGCUUAGAGAGAUGUGCGUUUGAAAAGCCCCUGAGUUCCCAAGGAGUGGAGCUGGGACUGUGCCCUGAGAUGAUUCUUGGUGAUGGAGUGGAUUUAUGCUCUGAGUUUCAUUUAAGAGAACUUCACUGUGUCUUGGUCCAGAGAGAGUUUGUCUUGGCCCUGAGUGAAGAGGGCUCCCCCACCCCCUCCGUGGGCCUGUGAUGGUCACCUGUGACUGCAGAGCUGGCCUUGAGCUAAUCCUGCGGGACGGUGAGAGGCUGGUGGACAGGUUAGUGGGGGAAGGGCACUUGCUGAGCUCUUCAGUGCCAGGUGAAAAGUUCAGUACCCCGCUGUGCAUUGUGAACGGCCCCUCCCAGCAUGCUCUGGCUGACUGCAGCCUGGCUCAGGGGUAGAAGAUCAUGUUGUCUUCCCUUUGUGGUUUUUUUCUCCAAACCGGUAACAAAAGCCAGCCAGAAACAAGACCCUUACCAGUGGACAGGCAGGAAUCCUCUUCUGGUCAAGGGAAUUUUGUGGCUCUUCCCCAAGCGGGGCUUCAUAGAGUCUGGCUGCAGUUGAGGCAGAGAGAGAGUGUGGACAAGCUUAGGUGAUAGCAGCUGUGGCCCCAAGGAGGGCAGAGGCGCAGCUUCCUCUACCUCUGUCCUUCACCUGUGCCCGCAGGUGAUCAGUGUCCUUGUCCCUGAGCACACAGUGACAGGCCUGUGUGUCUUCCUGUCCUCUGAACAGAUGGGCUGAGGAAGCUGCGGGUCUGGGAGAAGCAGCCCCAUCCCCUGUUUUCUCUCACACAGUAUUUUUUCUUUGAGUCUCAAUGUCCGUUGUUUGUUUGUUUUAAACUGACCACUUCGAAGAAAUGCUUUGGCUAUCUGUGGUUCUCAGGCCCUGGCCUCGCUUGUUGGAAUGGGGUGACUCACUUUCCUGCAGCCUGUGUAAAGAGUCUUGGGGUCAGGACAGGAGGUGAAGGCCAUCCCCAGCAGGACCAUGGAUAGGAUCCUUGUUUCUAUUGCUUGACCUCAGAGAACCAGCCGCACUUUGGUAGGGACACUCUGAAAAGAGCAUGCAAGCUACCGAAACUAACAUUCCCCAUCCAGCCCUGUUCAUGCAGAGUGUGGUUCUUUCCCAACUCUCGAACAGUGAUAUGCAGACCAGACAUGGGUGUUACGGUAAGAAAAGAACGAAGAAGAAGAAGAAGAAGAAGAAGAAAAAAUAUAUAUAUAUACACACACACACACAUACAUCCACAAAAAGCAGACAAAUCCAAGGCUGUGAGGUGAAUGGCAUUUGGAUGCCACAAAACCAAAAUCCAUGUCGAACAAAGUGAAGUCUGUACAUGGUGACUUUGGAGUAUGAGUGUGUGUGUGUGUGCCCAUGCAUGUGUGUUUGUGUGUGUGCGCGCGUGUGUUUUGUGUGUGUGUGUGUGUGUUGUUCGUGGCCCCGAGCCCUGUGUUCCUGUGAAGAUACUUUGAAUGGCAGCCAUUCUGCUCGUGGUAAUCACAUGGCUGGAGCACACAUGGCCCUCUCAAAGUAAUUUAUUUUACGCAUUUACUGUUUACCGAACAAAUGCCUGACUGUGUACUCGGGUGUACUCCGCAGCACUGUCAACGGCAGCCACCCGGGUUCGCCCAAGACGCUGCGCUCCAGGGAGAGGUUUUUCUCACUCAGCUCGUCACUGCAAUUUGCACUUUGCUCCGUGGACACUCAGAGGCCUGUGUUCUGUUCUCUGUCUGUGGAAACAUGCUCCCAACCUGUCUGCCCCCCCUCCGCUGCUUGAGUCUUCAGUGACAAGUGUGGACUGGCUGUGGGACUGCCCGGAGGUGCAGGCGUUCACCUUGGUGCCCCAGUGCGCCACGGCCACCUUCGUUGAAGUUCAGUGGGCUGAGCUGGUGUGUGGCCAGAGGAGCCGAGUCCAGCAGCAGCCCUGCCACACCUUUCCUGCGACCUUCUUUAUGAAUCUCAAGCAACUCACUGAAUGUCUCAAAGGAGAGCAAGUUUUACCAAAAUGAAUCCUUCUCUAGUUCACUGAUCAAAUAGAGGAGAUCGGACCCUCUCAAGUUUCUUCUCCCCCCACCAUAAAGUGGGGAGCUGGCCUGAGGGAAAACUGGGGCCGUGACUGCGAUGUCUGACCGCGACGGCUGAGCUGCAGUCUGGCCUCCGCGGCUUCAGGCCGCCGCGCUGCCCGGGGAGCGCAGGCGGUAAGGACUGGAAGAAGAGCUGCGGCCGGUGAGACUUGACCGAGUCUGGUGUUCCGGGUAAACUAGAAGAUGGAGUCUGCGGAGGGUUUGGUGCUACAGUCGGGAGAUUUGCAAACGCUAACACAUUCCUGUGUGAGGCACAUCACCAUUUGUCAGUUAUUGUGAAUAAUGUGUAUCUUAAGCAAUAAGAUUCAGCUGGUCAGACUUUUCUGGGCAGUCUCAGUGACGUUUCCUGUGCUGUGAUUGUUCUGAAGACAGAGUGGCUCGAACCACUGUGAGAAGCCCAAAUAAAAAUCAGUCCCAAACAUUCUACCGAA
This is a messenger RNA of Jaculus jaculus (lesser Egyptian jerboa), 4048 nucleotides long. It is a transcript of the gene Wbp1l, whose product is annotated as WW domain binding protein 1 like. Bases 236 to 1246 code for a protein of 336 amino acids. The transcript is spliced from 4 exons. The record is from RefSeq and is a predicted model, not a curated record. Lineage: Eukaryota; Metazoa; Chordata; Mammalia; Rodentia; Dipodidae.